AAUCAAUUUGUUAAAUUUUUCAUUUGGUCGCUGUAUGUAAAUGGAGUUUUGAGCAGAUAUAUAUUGAACCUUCAUCCUGGAUCCUUUGCCAUGUAAACAAAUCCAACAGGUCGAAAAAAAUACAACAAUCACAGCAGAAAACUUGUUUACCAUUGUAGGAACAUGCGCACUAGUUUGGCGCUCUUAGCACAGGGAAAUGUCAACAAAAUGAGUUUUGCAAUUGUCAAAGCAUUGAAAACACACUACUCAUCCCUUCAACAGCUUUUAUUCCAUAUGCGAAUUGUCUUCUAAAGUAAAAUAAUCGAUUUUACACACGAAGAGAAGUAAACGAAUUUUGGUUGCAGCUAAAAGAUAUUCUGGAGAAAUUAUUUUGUAAUUCACACACACAAAAUUAAUAAAAAGGCAAUUUAAAUAUUUAUUUUUGUCUGCCGUUAUUUAGUUUGGAGUUUGAAAACGAAUCCAAUAAUGUUACUGAUGGUGAAGUUCAAUUGAGUGAACAAAGCGUAAUAUGUCAAAACCUCCAAUGGACACAUCGGGGCUUGGUUACUCCUACCAUCUACCUUCAGGUGGUUUGUUAUUACGUCUGAAAAAUUCCCUUUCACAAUUCAGCGACCUCUUCAGUGAGUUCAACAAAUACAUAGCACCCGCUUAUUACCAUGACCGUUGUGAACGGUCCGUACACAUGCGACUUUAUUCUAUGCACAAGCGUGAGUUUGUGAUGGUAUUCAUGAGUUUCUUCACCUGCUUUGGGCUGGCUAUAAUAAUUGGAUUAACGGGUCCUCCUAUCACCAGCACAACAGAAGUUAGUGCACAAAGCAUUUUGGUCAACACAACGUUAUCAACUAGUAAGACUGUGUUAUCCACUGGUCCUUUCGCUAUGAAAACUCCUCUCAUGACAACAUAUAAGCAGCAGCUAUGGCUUAUUGCAAAAUUUUUUACAGAUAAUAAUGACGAUGAAAGAUAUGACAAAAGCUUUCACGUAAGCGUUGCUAUUGAUGGUAUUACAGAGCAACACAAACCAGAGAGCAUAUUGAGUGUGAAUUCAAUACGAAACCGAACACGACACUUAAACUGUGUACGAAAUGACUGUGAAGAGUUUACAGUACUUCAUUUAGGAUUCUUGGAAUACGCACACUAUGUAGUUACAAUACGUUUCUAUGGAUUGGAAUCUUUCCAUAAAAAAUACAAUAUAAGAGCAAUCACAUUUUAUUUUAAAACCUACAGUCCAGAAUUUACCCAAAUUGAAAUAUGGUUUCGUUUUAUAUUCUUGUUGUUAAGUUUUAUAGUCAUUUGUUGGUAUGCGCACACGCUACGGAAGUACCCCAUCUAUGACUGGUCGAUUGAACAGAAAUGGAUGUCUGUUUUGUUGCCGCUUCUGCUUCUUUAUGACAAUCCAUUCUUUCCCAUGAUAUUCCUGAUGAACUCUUGGUUCCCGGGUAUGUUAGAUGCGGUGUUUCAGGCUACUUUUCUCUGUGCGUUACUCAUGUUUUGGUUAUGUGUUUACCAUGGCCUUAGACAAAAUGAAAGGCGCUUUUUACGCUUCUAUUUGCCAAAAAUUAUCGUAGUUUUGCCGAUCUGGUUAUGCGCAAUUGUACUUGCAACGUGGGAAAAGUGCAAUGAAUUACGGGAUCCCACCUACAGUCACUUUGUCGAUACGAAGAACUACAAUGGCUUUAAGAUGUUUUUCUACGUUGCGGGAUGUAUGUAUAUUUUGUACCUUGCACUACUGGUGCUGAGAGCGUACACGGAAUUAAGAUCGAUGCCAUUCUUUGAUAUGAGGUUAAAGUUCCUUACACUACUGAUGCUGUUCGUACUAUCUAUUUCUUUAAGCGUCACUACAUGUCGAUUUGGUUUUGGCAUUUUGGAGGAUAAUUUUGUCGCUUCACUUAACACUACAUACCGUAGCUCUGCACAAUUCAUGUGCUUCUACGGCCUUCUUAAUUUUUACUUGUUUACGAUGGCUUAUGUGUAUUCACCAAAUGAACAUUUUGCUCAAGCGGAUAUACACGUGACCAAAGACAAUCCAGCCUUUUCGAUGAUUAACGAUUCAGAUGAAGAAGUCGUCUAUGGCUCGGAAGAUGAGUCGAGACGACCUCUAACAGUUGGUACUAAAAACGAUUAUGACAGCGAUUAA
Molecule: messenger RNA, 2134 nt
Organism: Teleopsis dalmanni
Lineage: Eukaryota; Metazoa; Arthropoda; Insecta; Diptera; Diopsidae
Product: transmembrane protein 181
Exons: 9
Coding region: 509-2134 (541 amino acids)
Molecular function (GO): toxic substance binding
Source: RefSeq, a predicted model, not a curated record